This is a messenger RNA of Oryctolagus cuniculus (rabbit), 669 nucleotides long. NCBI's taxonomy places the organism in Eukaryota, Metazoa, Chordata, Mammalia, Lagomorpha, Leporidae. The record is from RefSeq and is a predicted model, not a curated record.
AUGGAUGCUGCCGCCCGGCCCCCGGCGCUGAGCGGGAGGCAGAGGAAAGCCCACAGCUCACACAAAACUCAAGGAUGGCGGCCCCCCAACCCCGCGUCAGCCUCCGCUCCGCCUCGCGCACCACUGGCCCCUCACUCAUCUCAGCCCCAGACACGAGGUUUACAGACGUACGAUAAAGACGUGCAAACGGCCCUGAGACGCAAGAGGCGAACAGCGUCUCGGGAACACCUGGAACUAGGACCCCAGGUCCCAGGGAGCCUCCAGGACGCCCGAGUGGCUGUGCAGGAGAGGCGGCCCCGCCCGUGCCCACAGAGGCCACCGCAGAAGAGAGGCCACCAGGACCUGGGCCUAGGCGGCAGCUCCCCGCUCAGCCUCGCAGACACCAAGGGCCCAGGCCCCCACGCCGCUCCUCCCCGCUCAAGCACUCUGGAGGUUUCCAGAGAGGGCAUGGGGCCUGGCCCUCCCCCCACCCGGAGCAGACGCCGGCCUUGGAAAGGCCACCUGCCGCCGCUGGGCUCCUCUGAGAGGCGGCUUUGCGGGGCAGAGGGAGAAAGGUGCCGUCUCCCGCCAGCAGAGGGCGUCAGCGGGUACCCUGCGCGGACUCCUCCUCCCCGGGGAUUACAAAGGCGCCCCAGUGCGUGGACUGAUUCCAGAGGCUCCUUCCGCUAG